CGGAAGUGGGAGGUGACCCCGGAAGUUCCCGCGCGACGGAGCUGUUAAGUGCGAUCUGCUCGGCCCGGGGGAUUCCGCGCGUCCGUUCCUGCGAGGGCUGCGCCUGCCGGACCUGCCAUGGACGAUACGCUGUUCCAGCUGAAGUUCACGGCAAAGCAGCUGGAGAAGCUGGCCAAGAAGGCAGAGAAGGACUCCAAGGCGGAACAGGCCAAAGUGAAGAAGGCCCUUCAGCAGAAGAACGUGGAGUGCGCGCGCGUGUAUGCCGAGAACGCGAUCCGCAAGAAGAAUGAAGGCGUCAACUGGCUCCGCAUGGCAUCCCGCGUGGACGCCGUGGCCUCCAAGGUGCAGACGGCCGUGACCAUGAAGGGGGUGACCAAGAACAUGGCACAGGUGACCAAGGCCCUGGACCGGGCGCUGAGCACCAUGGACUUGCAGAAGGUCUCUGCCGUGAUGGACAGGUUCGAGCAGCAGGUGCAGAAUCUGGAUGUGCACACGUCGGUCAUGGAGGACUCCAUGAGCUCGGCCACCACGCUGACCACGCCCCAGGAGCAGGUGGACAGCCUCAUCGUGCAGAUCGCCGAGGAGAACGGCCUGGAGGUCCUGGACCAGCUCAGCCAGCUGCCCGAGGGCGCCUCCGCCGUGGGCGAGAGUUCCGUGCGCAGCCAGGAGGACCAGCUGUCGCGGAGGUUGGCCGCCUUGAGAAACUAGCCGAGCCCCCGCCGUGGGGCGCUGCGUCCCCCGCCUCGACGUGCGGGAAGGGCCGGGGAUGAGGGCUCCAGCUCACCCCCCCACCCAGGCCUCUCGCCUUCCUGCACACCCUGCAGCGCAGCCCUGACCUCCAGGCCUGGGAAUUGUCCCUCUUAGCAUAGACGGUGGCUCUGUGUCCUGGUGGGUGAGUUUGCACAAACUUCUGACUUCUGUUUCUGUGACUCUGGGCUGACCGGCUCGGGGUCUGCAGGCGCCCCUCCCCGUCCCCUACCCUCUGAGGGGUUGAUGGGGACUGACCAGUGGACACUGUGUGGACCGUGGGGGCCCCCAGACUCCGUGCUGCUUGCGAUCAGCCAGCGGGGUCAGCCUGCUUCCUGCUUCAGCCUGGCGGGCCCAGCACCCACUCGCGAUCCCUGGUGUGAGGCUCCAGGUCCAGGCGGGCCCACCUCGGGGGGCCGCGUCCCCGUUCCACUGCUGCCUCCGGAGGGCCCGGGGCCCUGAGGGCUGUGCCGUGCAUCCCCCAGGAACUCAGGGUCUGCACUGAGGCCCCUCCCAGUGGGGGGCAGCCGGCCUCCCGCUCCCGGCCACGUGCUGGCCUUGCGCUGUGCUGUCCAUAACAGGGGCCUCCCCACCACCGCUCUCUCCUCCCGCUCCCACCGCCAGACCUGGAAGCCAGAGCAGCGGGCCGGGGUUUGGGAGCUCGGAGAGGCACCCCGGCAGGGCCGGCCGUGGGGGAGCCGUGGCAGCCACAGCCGGGCAGCUGGCGGCGGCUCCCCCCACCGAAGAUUUCCUGUCACGGGCUGCAGUUUCUAGUUUUUCCGUUUCCUGAAGUUUACUUUGUUUCCUUGAAGUUUCGUGGGUUGUUUUUUUGCCAAAAUAGACGUAGCAGACAGCAGAUGAGGGGUGUUGGGUCCAAGCCCCCUUCUUGGCAUGAGCUCGGGAGGGACUUCGUGGUUUGUCCUGAGCAGGGCCCCUCUCUGUGCUCCGCUGACCGUCCGCCCAGUCCUCCCCAGAUGCCCCCAGCUGCCCGGGCCGUCCUCACACCCAAGCCUCUUGUGAACGGGAAUGUUGGCGACUCGCCACGUCUGAUUCUCCUGGGCCCGGUGGCUGAAGGUGUUCUGUGAAGUCUGCUGUGUUGGCCUGGAUGCCGCACUGCGGUGUGAGGCCCCAGACGGAGGGUCAGAGUGCUGUCCCUCCUCCCUUCCGCAGUGCCAACCUCGCCUUACUCCCCGGCUGCGGUCUCUCGGGGCGCCCAUGUGCAGGGAUGCAGAGGAGGUCCUGGGCGCUGGGGGUGCAGGGCUCCCUGACUGUGGCCCCGCAGAGAGCAGUGGGUGUGUUUGCCCGUUUUCCUAAAACACUGUUGUGAGUAAACAGAUUGAUCCCUGAGAACUUUCUCCAGCUUUGCUUUUGUGGCUUUGGGUGGGGCAGGGGGCUGUAGGGGGAGCCUUGGUGUGGCUCUCUGGCCCCUCUUAGGAGGCUGAGGAGGGUUACCUGGAAGAGGGCGGGUGGGGGGUGAGGUAUGCAUGUUCUCAGGCUCUGCCCCCGCAGAUGGAAUUGGAAUCCAAAAUGUUAAGUUUUCUUUUUAAGUUUGUACCUUGAAAUAACUUGAAACGUAUAUAAAAGUCGCGGAGCACA
Molecule: messenger RNA, 2343 nt
Organism: Hyaena hyaena (striped hyena)
Lineage: Eukaryota; Metazoa; Chordata; Mammalia; Carnivora; Hyaenidae
Gene: CHMP1A
Product: charged multivesicular body protein 1A
Exons: 7
Coding region: 118-708 (196 amino acids)
Biological process (GO): endosome transport via multivesicular body sorting pathway; late endosome to vacuole transport; protein transport
Cellular component (GO): ESCRT III complex; multivesicular body
Source: RefSeq, a predicted model, not a curated record